This is a messenger RNA of Microtus oregoni (creeping vole), 2473 nucleotides long. RefSeq names its product aminopeptidase like 1 (gene Npepl1). Gene Ontology annotation, biological process: proteolysis. Lineage: Eukaryota; Metazoa; Chordata; Mammalia; Rodentia; Cricetidae. Gene Ontology annotation, molecular function: manganese ion binding; metalloaminopeptidase activity. Gene Ontology annotation, cellular component: cytoplasm. The transcript is spliced from 14 exons. Bases 388 to 1899 code for a protein of 503 amino acids. The record is from RefSeq and is a predicted model, not a curated record.
UCCUCCAGGGUUUUUUCUUAUUACAGAGAUGAUGCCAGGCUGCAGCUAAGAGAGACUCGCAGACAGUGGUGAGCCAUUAUCCCCAGUUGAGCUCUGUGUAAUUGGUGCGAAGAGAUUGCGGCUGACGAAUCAGCCUGCUGCUGAACAGAAGAGUGAUUGUGUGCUGGCGGGCCCAGUGGCCGCACAUGGGAGCUCGCAGUUGUUUACAAAAGAAGUCUCUACUGUCCUGCUGUUUCUGAGCUGCCGCUGAAUGCCCCAUUGGGUGUGGAAUUGGUUUCAAGGCAUCAAAAUUGUGACCAAGUGCAGGCUGCAGGGGCUGCUGCACGGUGACCUUUCUGGCAAGGGUUAGACUGAGGAGGCGGCCCACGCUGAAAAAGAGGGACCUGCAUGCCAAAUUGUCCGGCCCAGUGGCCACGGCAGCCUCUGGCAAGGGAGACAACAUCGAUCGAGUCCAGGAACCAACUGGAAGGCGCUUGGCUCUGGCAGGCAGCUCUGGCCACGCUCAACCCCAACCCCACGGACAGCUGUCCCCUCUACCUGAACUGUGCCACAGUGGCAGCCCUGCCUUCCAGGGUGAGCCGGCACAACAGCCCUUCUGCCGCCCACUUCAUCACCAGGCUUGUGCGAACCUGCCUGCCUCCUGGAACCCACCGGUGCAUCCUGAUGGUCUGUGAGCAGCCUGAGGUUUUUGCCUCUGCCUGUGCCCUGGCCCGGGCCUUCCCACUCUUCACACACCGCUCAGGGGCGUCCCGGCGCACGGAGAAGACCGUCAUGGUGGAGUUCUUCCUGGUGGGACAAGACAAUGGCCCGGUGGAAGUGUCCACCUUGCAAUGUUUAACCAAUGCCACAGAAGGCGUGAGGCUAGCUGCCCGCAUUGUGGACACACCGUGCAAUGAGAUGAACACAGACAUCUUCCUUGAGGAAAUUAGCCAAGUUGGAAAGGAGUUGGGGAUCACCCCUACCAUCAUCCGGGAUGAGCAACUGAAGACCAGAGGAUUUGGAGGAAUCUAUGGGGUUGGCAAAGCCGCCCUCCAUCCACCUGCUCUGGCAGUCCUCAGCCACACCCCUGAUGGAGCCACACAGACCAUUGCCUGGGUGGGCAAGGGCAUUGUCUAUGAUACCGGUGGUCUCAGCAUCAAAGGGAAGACCACUAUGCCAGGGAUGAAGCGAGAUUGUGGGGGUGCCGCAGCCAUCCUGGGAGCCUUCAGAGCUGCCAUCAAGCAGGGUUUCAAAGACAACCUCCAUGCUGUGUUCUGCUUGGCUGAGAAUGCUGUGGGCCCCAAUGCCACCAGACCUGAUGACAUUCACCUUCUGUACUCAGGAAAGACUGUAGAGAUAAACAACACAGAUGCUGAGGGCAGGCUGGUGCUAGCUGAUGGGGUAUCGUAUGCUUGCAAGGACCUGGGAGCUGACAUCAUCGUGGACAUGGCCACACUGACUGGAGCACAGGGCAUUGCCACAGGGAAGUACCAUGCAGCCGUGCUCACCAACAGUGCCGAGUGGGAGGUAGCCUGCGUGAAGGCUGGCCGGAAGUGCGGGGAUCUGGUUCACCCGCUGGUCUACUGCCCCGAGCUGCACUUCAGCGAGUUCACCUCUGCCGUGGCUGACAUGAAGAACUCCGUGGCGGACCGAGACAACAGCCCCAGCUCCUGUGCUGGCCUCUUCGUUGCUGCACACAUCGGAUUUGACUGGCCUGGGGUCUGGGUCCAUCUAGACAUCGCAGCUCCGGUGCAUGCUGGCGAGCGAGCCACGGGCUUUGGUGUGGCUCUCCUACUGGCACUUUUUGGCCGUGCCUCUGAGGACCCGCUGCUGAACCUGGUGUCCCCAUUGGGCUGUGAGGUGGAUACCCAGGAGAGCGAUGAUGUGGGGCGUAACUCGAAAAGACGCAGGCUCGUGUGAGCGUGUGAGCGCUGCUUCCCAGCUGGUGACGUGGUUCCUUACCUCACUGUACACUGACUGAUUUGAAGUAAUUGGAAGAUUAGACCUUGAGAUGAGUUUGGCUUCUCCUUCUGUGAGCUGUGGUGGUGGGUGUGGCUGCUCCUCUUCUAGAAGACAGCUUAAGGUGUGGUGGGGUCCGGGGAAGACUGUCACAGACCGCCUGGGUCGGCUUCUGCAAACUCACUGUCCCUUGUCCCACACCUGGGACACCUCUGUGGGGUCCGGGGAAGACUGUCACAGACCGCCUAGGUCGGCUUCUACAAACUCACUGUCCCUUGUCCCACACCUGGGACACCUCUGUGGGGUCCGGGGAAGACUGUCACAGACCGCCUAGGUCGGCUUCUGCAAACUCACUGUCCCUUGUCCCACACCUGGGACACCUCUGUGGGGUCCGGGGAAGACUGUCACAGACCGCCUGGGUCGGCUUCUGCAAACUCACUGUCCCUUGUCCCACACCUGGGACACCUCUGUGGGGUCCGGGGAAGACUGUCACAGACCGCCUAGGUCGGCUUCUGCAAACUCACUGUCCCUUGUC